Messenger RNA from Syngnathus acus (greater pipefish), 1257 nucleotides. RefSeq names its product phosducin b (gene pdcb). The record is from RefSeq and is a predicted model, not a curated record. Gene Ontology annotation, biological process: regulation of G protein-coupled receptor signaling pathway. The transcript is spliced from 4 exons. Lineage: Eukaryota; Metazoa; Chordata; Actinopteri; Syngnathiformes; Syngnathidae. Bases 225 to 932 code for a protein of 235 amino acids.
UCUCUCAUAGUUGGGCCUGCAUCAAGUAGAGGCUUCUAAUUCCUGAAGUGAAAUCCUCUUAGGAUCUAUUUCCGUUAGGUCUAUAGCGUCUUUUUUGAAAUCCUCAUUAGAGCUGCGCUCAUUGGCUGGACAGAACUCACAACAAGCAGCGACAGACAAUUCUGUGAAGUCAAUCGGGCGCAGACCACUGUGAAGUUACUUCAAGAUAUUGUCGUGAAAGAAACAUGUUUGACCAGAUUGACCUGGAAGAAACGGCAACCCACACGGGUCCCAAGGGUGUUAUCAAUGACUGGAGGCGGUUCAAGUUGGAGAGCAUGGAGCAGGAAAACCUGCCUCCCGCAAAACGGGAACUGCUCCGACAAAUGUCAUCCCCUCAUCGGACAAAGGAGGACUCCAGGGCAAAUCUUAACCGCAAGAUGAGCGUGCAAGAGUACGAAAUGCUCAAGGAAGAAGACGAGGGCUGUCUUAAAAAAUACAGAAAGCGCUGCAUGCAGGAGAUGCACGACAAGCUCAGCUUUGGUCCCAAGUUUGAAGGAGUCCACGACCUGGACAGCGGGGAGGCCUUCCUGGAAGUCAUCGAGAAGGAACAUCACAGCACGGUGGUGGUGGUCCACAUCUACAAGAUCGGAAUCAAAGGCUGCGAAGAGCUCAACAACUGCCUCGACUGUCUGGCCGCAGAAUAUCCCACCGUUAAGUUCUGCAGGAUUGACGCCGUUUCCUCAGGUGCUGCUGAGAGAUUCUCAGAUGAGGUGUUGCCUACGCUUUUGGUCUACAAGGCAGGCGAACUGCUCGGGAACUUCUUGGCAUGCAUGCAGCACUUAAACGAGGAGUUCUUUGCCACAGACGUGGAGACCUUCCUCAACAGUUACGGUUUGCUGCCGGAGAAAGAGCUGCCGGUGCUGGAUGAUGAAGAGGAGCAGGAUGUGGAGUAAUUUGUAGCUGCUGAGGAACCGAAAAAAAAAGCUUGUUUGGGUGCUUGGAUGUAGACUUGAUAAGCACUAUUUACAGAUUUGGAUUCAAAUUAGAAUAGCAGCAUCACCCAAACAAAAGCCAAAAGCAUUUUAUGUUAACCAAUAAGGUAAUGUUUUGUUUUGAAAUAUUUGACCUUCCAAGUGCAUCAUGCAACAUUUGAAAGUGUUUUAGCGCUUGACUGGAUUGAUUUAUAAAUUCUGAAUUUAUACUCAGGUCCUUCAAACUGUUUUGAUAGUUAACCAAAGGGCUGUUUCUAGAAAAAAAAAAAAAAACUUACCAAAGAAA